GUUCAUACAAAUGUAUACACCCACAUAUAAAUACAGCAAGGCGGAGAGAGAGAGAGAGAUUGUGUGUGUUUAUGUUAAAGAUUGUAACUUUCUCCUACCAAAACAGGUAUUUGCACACCCACUUUCAUUCUCUCUCUAAAUUCACUGAAAAGCUUUGACCAUUCUUUGUUGCACCCACCAUCUAUCUCUCUCCCCCCCCCCCCUUAGCAGAGAGAGAGAGAGAGAGAGAGAGAGAGAGAUAGAGAGAGAACUCUAGUUGAAGCUGACUCAGAAGUGGGAAAGAAUCAAAAUUCAAGCUUUGCUAUUUCUUGAUUAAUCUUUAUUAAAUGGGUGGGCAAGAUUGAAAGAUCAGUGAAUGUUCAUUUGUGAUUGUUGUGAUUAUAGUGAUGGAUGAUUUAAGAGGGUUUUGUUUGAGUUUAUUUGUUAUGUUACUGCUAUUUAAGCCCACAUUACAGCAACCACGAGCUGUGGAAUUGAGUUCAAGAAUUGAGAGAGUGGCUUUGUUGCAGUUGAGAUCUUCUUUGGGGUUGAGGAGUAAAGAUUGGCCUAUAAAGGCUGACCCUUGUACUGUUUGGGCUGGAAUUCUAUGUGAAAAUGGGAAGGUUAUUGGAAUUAACAUUUCCGGGUUUAAAAGAACUCGAAUUGGUAGUCAAAACCCUCAAUUUAAUGUUGAUUCUCUUGCCUUGUUUAGUGGAUUGUUAUCGUUUAAUGCUUCUAGGUUUAUGCUUCCGGGUUCGAUUCCUGAAUGGUUUGGUCAGAGGUUGAGGACCCUUCAAGUUCUUGAUCUCAGGGGUUGUUCGGUUGUUGGUGCUAUCCCUCCUAGUCUCGGGAAUAUGACUAGACUAUCAGAGUUGUAUUUAGCUAAUAAUGAUCUUACUGGGACGAUACCUGAUAGUUUGGGACAAUUGUCAAGUCUUUAUAUUCUCGAUAUUUCCCAAAAUGGACUUACAGGUGUUGUUCCCCCUUCUUUUGGUUCUCUUAAAAACCUUACUUCGCUUGAUAUGUCUGUGAAUUAUUUGUACGGGAUAAUUCCUCCAGCUAUUGGUGCUCUUUCCAAGCUGGAAAUCUUGAACCUAUCUAAUAAUAGUUUAUCUUCUUUGAUUCCUUCCCAACUCAGCAAUCUUUCUAGUUUGGUUGACCUUGAUCUCAGCUUCAAUUCAUUUUCUGGGUCAUUGCCCGAUUUUAGAGUUUUGAAGAAUUUGCAGAGGAUGGUAAUUGGGAGCAAUCAGCUUAGUGGUUACUUGCCAGAUAACAUGUUUGCUCCACUUACCAAGUUGCAGUUUGUAAUUUUGAGUCACAAUAAUUUUACUGGUGAGAUUCCUAGUAUAUUAUGGUCUAUGCCCUCUUUACGUUUUCUUGAUGCCUCUGCCAAUAAUUUCACUGGUAUUCUUCCCAACCUCAGUUUUGUUCCUAGUGCUAAUUCUGCCAUAUUCAACCUUUCAAGGAAUAUGUUAUACGGAGGCCUCACAACUGUAGUCGAGAGAUUCAGUUUUAUAGACUUGUCCGACAAUUAUUUCCAGGGUAAGGUUCCUGAUUAUGCUCGCAGUAAUGUGUCACUUGCUGAAAAUUGCCUUCGAGAUCAAACAAGUCAGAGGGCUACGUCACCGUGUGCAUCAUUUUAUGCUGAGAGGGGACUGGCAUUUGAUAAUUUUGGGGUGCCAAAUGCUACCCAACCCCCACCAAGGAAGCCCCACAAAAACAACCAUAAGAGGCUAAUCAUACUGGCCGCAGUUUUGGGCAGUGUUGGAUUUAUUGCACUCAUGAUAAUUGUCCUAGUUCUACUAAUUGUAUGCACACGGAAGCGCACCACAACCAGCCAAAGAGGCAAUGUUGUGGAGCCUGUUCUGACAAGUACAAGUCCGCCUCCGCCCGGGGUUUCUUUAAAUUUUUCUAGUUUAGGAGAAGGAUAUACAUAUCAACAGAUUCUCCAAGCUACAGGUAACUUCAGUGACGCAGACCUCAUUAAACAUGGUCAUUCUGGUGACCUUUUCCGGGGUAUACUGGAAGGUGGGAUUUCUGUAGUAAUCAAAAAGAUUGAUUUAAACAUUGUCAAGAAGGAGGCACACAUGCAAGAACUGGAUUUUUUUAGUAAAAUUUCUCAUCUUAGAUUUGUCCCUCUCCUGGGACACUGCUUAGACAACGAGAGCGAGAAGUAUCUAAUAUACAAGUAUAUGCCAAAUGGCGAUUUGCCAAGUUCUUUGUACAGGAAGACCCGAUCGGAAGAUGACAGUUUACAAUCAUUGGACUGGAUAACAAGAUUAAAAAUUGCUACAGGAGUUGCAGAAGCCCUUUCUUAUCUCCAUCAUGAAUGCAGCCCUCCCCUUGUUCACAGAGAUAUUCAAGCCAGUAGCAUUCUUCUUGAUGAUAAAUUCGAAGUUCGCCUAGGAAGCCUUAGUGAGAUCUGUGCUCAAGAAGGGGAAACUAGUCAAAGCAAGAUAACCAGGUUGCUGCGGUUUCCACAGUCAUCUGAACAAGGCGCUUCUGGUGGUACCGGUACACCUGCUGCAACUUGUGCUUAUGAUGUUUAUUGCUUUGGGAAAGUAUUACUUGAGCUAGUAACUGGAAAGUUAGGAAUGAGCGCAUCUAGUGAUGGUGCCAUGAAGGAAUGGUUGGAAGGCACAUUACCCUACAUCAGUAUAUAUGACAAGGAGCUUGUGACAAAUAUCAUUGAUCCGUCUUUAAUCAUUGAUGAGGACUUAUUAGAGGAAGUUUGGGCUAUGGCUAUUGUUGCCCGGUCUUGCCUAAAUCCAAAACCAGCAAGGCGGCCCCUCAUGAGGUAUAUCCUUAAAGACUUGGAAAAUCCAUUAAAAGUAGUAAGAGAAGAGAGCACCGGCUCUGCAAGGCUAAAAACUACUUCGUCGAGAGGAUCAUGGAAUGCUACUGUUUUUGGUAGCUGGCGUACGACGUCCGAUGUAGCAGCAGCUCCAGCAGCAACUACGUCUAACAAAAUGGAAGGAGCAAAUAGCUUGAAACAUUCAGGAACUUCAGGUUCUCAAGGAAGUGGUCAGAAUAAUGGUGGUGAUCAUUCAUCUUCAUACAGACGGCAACAGUCGAGGGAUAUAUUUCCGGAACCUUUGGAUGAGGGAAACUUAGAGAGUAGACAGGGUUGAUUCAAUCUUGAUUCAUUGUUAAUAACAAAGCAGGCUCCCCAUUUGAGUGCCUUGCUAAAAUGUCCUAGAGUGCUGCAAAAGAGACCAUUUUUGCCGAUACCUCAAGGUUUUCAGGACUCACAAACAUGAAACUUAAAUGUGGUGUUGCGGGAUAAAGGGCCAAUGGGAUGGAAUAGUGGUGAUUAGUUUUCAUAAUUGAUGUUAUUUGCUAGUUUUUUUUUGUGAAAAUUGUAAAUUAUAAUGGUUUUGGUUAUCGAGUUUAGGAGGAAAGUACACAAAAAGGCAGGGUUCUACAGGUCUGUCAUUUUCCGGAGGUUUUUCAGCUACAUGAAACUAAUAUAUAUUCAGUCCUUGCCUUAAUGC
Molecule: messenger RNA, 3473 nt
Organism: Daucus carota subsp. sativus
Lineage: Eukaryota; Viridiplantae; Streptophyta; Magnoliopsida; Apiales; Apiaceae
Product: probable LRR receptor-like serine/threonine-protein kinase At2g16250
Exons: 5
Coding region: 387-3110 (907 amino acids)
Biological process (GO): protein phosphorylation
Molecular function (GO): protein binding; ATP binding; protein kinase activity
Source: RefSeq, a predicted model, not a curated record